AUGCCAGAGUACAUGCGCACGAAAUUUCGAGUGAAGACGUUCUCGCUGAUGACUCUGCAGCUAGGGGUCGUCUUUGCGGAGAUGGUUUGCAUCGACCACUACCAUUUGUGGGACAACGUUCUCAAUUCGAUGCGUGAGGGACAUUUCCUUGACGUUGGACAGGAGGUGCUCUUCUACACCUCCGGUUUUUUCACACUGCUUUCCAUCAUGGUGAUGUUCUGCGUGAAGGAUAGGUACCCCCUGAACUAUUGGUUGAUUUUGUUGACAACGUUGCUGUCUGGAUCCUUUUGGGGGAUGACUCGCGCAGUUGUGCAAACAACUAUGCACUUUCAGAUCGUUGGGAUCCUGUGCUGCUCAAUGUGUGGGGGAGCUGUUGCUUCAUGCUUGAUGAAGGACGUCCAGGGACCAAAGCUGCUCUUGGCCACGAUACCUCCGGGAUGGAUUCUCGGAGCAACGGCCAACGUCCUGAUCAGCCGCGUCUUCGUGCAGGAGACGGACCGCGUGGUUCUGGGAUCGACAGGAUUAUCGAUGCUGCUGCUGUGUAUCCUUUCAAUGGAUGCAGGCAGGUACCUGAUCCUCGCAAAGCCGGAUGAUUUUAUGAGCCUCUGCCCUUCUUUUGUUGUCUUAGGCUAUCGAGUUUUGUGCGUGCAAUCUUUGUUUGAAACAUGCGUCUCUGAUGCUGCUUUCCUCAAGGAGAGUCGUGGUUGCAAUGAACUCCACCCUGAUGGUCGUAGCCGCUCGGAGUUUAACAAAGGGUGUGCUUGGGCCAGACGCAACUUGUUUUGA
This is a messenger RNA of Symbiodinium pilosum, 786 nucleotides long. The record is from the annotation of a GenBank genome assembly. NCBI's taxonomy places the organism in Eukaryota, Dinophyceae, Suessiales, Symbiodiniaceae.